Molecule: messenger RNA, 399 nt
Organism: Miscanthus lutarioriparius
Lineage: Eukaryota; Viridiplantae; Streptophyta; Magnoliopsida; Poales; Poaceae
Source: the annotation of a GenBank genome assembly
AUGAUUUGCGCCAAGAGGACUGCUCAGUUGGUGAAGAAGUGGCAGAUGGUGGCAGCGCUGGGGAGAAAGCGGUUCACCUGCGCCUCUGUGGCAGUCAAGGGGCACUGCAUGAUGUACACUUCAGAUGGGAGGCGGUUUGAGGUGCCAUUAGCAUACUUUAGCACAUUGGUCUUCUCAGGGCUCCUGCGGAUGUCCCAGGAGGAGUUUGGCUUCAUGGGCAAUGAACGGAUCACGCUUCCUUGUGAUGCUGCAGUCAUGGAGUAUGCCAUGUGUGUCCUCUGGGGAGGCUCCUCAGCAGAGGUAGAGAAGGCAUUCCUGAGCACCAUGCCAUGCCACUAUGCAAGCUGUAUUGCACCAUCUGUUGGAGUUAGCCAUCAGGUUGUUGUUUGCAGCUCCUAA